Molecule: messenger RNA, 1271 nt
Organism: Eurytemora carolleeae
Lineage: Eukaryota; Metazoa; Arthropoda; Copepoda; Calanoida; Temoridae
Exons: 9
Coding region: 112-1158 (348 amino acids)
Source: RefSeq, a predicted model, not a curated record
UGCCCAAACUGUUGCUUAGGUCUGCAUACACUGUAAACACACCUGGUUCUGGUCUAUACACAGUCUUCUCUUUAAAAACCAUGAUAGCAGAGAUAUAAACAAUCAAGGAAGAUGGCCCGUAGCUACCUGGAUGGAGAUGAUGGCAGACCUUCCCGACCUGCUCGGCGCGCUGAAUCCCAGCGCACUCUUAACCAAGGAUACUCAGCGCAUUAUGCAGAAUCUCCUGUUAUCCGACAGGGUGGAGAACGUGCGUCUCGACGCCCUGGACCCUCGCGCAGUUCAACUUUACCAAGAUCUGAGGCGUACAGGUCUCCAUCUAGGCAUAGUAGGACUGCAGCACAACAGGGACAGGUUAGCAAGGUUACCAGAUCCCGGUCCUGGGGUGCUCGUCCUCCCGGAGUAGUUGUUUACAACAGGAACGGAGAACCAACAGGAGUAGAGAACCAAGGAUAUCAAGGUUCAGCCUCUAGACCCGCCUCAACCAUAGGAGUAGGAUACAGACCAAAUACAGCUCUCAGUGGAAAAAGUUUGAAAAGCAGUGGAACUGGAAGGACUGGAUUGAGUGGAGCAAGUACUCAUAAAUCCAAGAAUACAAUGAAGGCAGGAUUAGCUGUAGAAACUAUGUCAGCUCCGAACCCCUUCUGCCCAGACACUAAGGGAGUUUGCUGUCUUAUGAUCCUAACAAACCUUGCUCUUAUUCUCAUCUGUAUUGGUUUCAUCAUAGUCCUGCAGCUUACAGAGCCUCCGGUCAUCUGGAAUAUUGGGAUCGUGAUUCUUGUGUUUGGAUUUAUCACCCUGUUCAUAACCUUGAUCUACUGUAUGUGUAUCUGCCAGGAUACAAACUUCAGGAGGUUCAGGCAACCUGCUACGGGUGAGCUGUAUUGGACCCAUCACUGGCAGAAGAACUUUACUAUCCCUGAUCUCGGAGCAAACAAGUCUACGGAGAAGUGGGUUGACCAAGACAAGUUUCCGGAGGAUGAUGAUGUCAGUGAUACUUCCAGCAGGGAUUAUCCGCGACUGUACCUGGAGUCAGACUAUGGUCAGAGAACGGAUCGAGAAAAUGAUCUUGACACUGAUCUUGAACGUGUAGAAAGAGCGGAGAAAUCUCAACCCUCCAGAUACAGAAGGGAAAGAGAAGACUCUCCUGGAAGAUAUUAACCAUGAAACAUAAAGUUGAACCUGUGCCAUUAACAUGUGAUAAUUAUCUCGUCUAAUUUAUUAACCAUUAGUUAACAAAAUAAAAUAUAUCAUGAGAUCACAAUAAAUGUAAA